GUACUCAGUAUUUUAGAGAACAGUAUCUUCAAUGGCAUAUGGAACGAUUUGAUUAUAAAAAAGUUGUAUAUGCACGUAGUAAAAAUCAAGUUAAUAUUAUAUCUAGUAUACAUCAAUGUGCUAAAUCUAAUCAAUUACAAACAAUGAGAAAAAUGAUGAAUAUUUACUUUUUUGUAAAGCAUAAUAUUGCUACACUUAAUUUUGAGGAUCUAUGUCUUCUUAUUGAGUUACAAAUUCAAAACUCUAAUGAAAAUAUUAUUCUGGGUGGUGCAAAUCUUCUAAAUUCACCUAAACCAAUAACUGCAAUGCAAUCUACACGUGGUGAAUAUGGAUCUUAUAUUAAUGAUCAUACUGCAAGACAAUUUAUUUCAGCAAUUGCACAUAUUAUUGAAGAGGCUACACUUAAUGAAUUAUGA
Dentiscutata heterogama is the source of this 416-nucleotide messenger RNA. NCBI's taxonomy places the organism in Eukaryota, Fungi, Glomeromycota, Glomeromycetes, Diversisporales, Gigasporaceae. The record is from the annotation of a GenBank genome assembly.